Hypomesus transpacificus is the source of this 1718-nucleotide messenger RNA. RefSeq names its product 4-galactosyl-N-acetylglucosaminide 3-alpha-L-fucosyltransferase 9-like. The coding region runs from base 324 to 1457 and encodes 377 amino acids. Gene Ontology annotation, cellular component: membrane. NCBI's taxonomy places the organism in Eukaryota, Metazoa, Chordata, Actinopteri, Osmeriformes, Osmeridae. The transcript has 2 exons. Gene Ontology annotation, molecular function: alpha-(1->3)-fucosyltransferase activity. The record is from RefSeq and is a predicted model, not a curated record.
CAGUGAAGCAAGAUGUGUGUAGCAGAUGAGUCGUCGGUUUUCUUUUGUCGUCAUCCUUGUACAGAGAAGUGAGAGGUGUGGCCUCAGCAUUGUGCGGAAGAAGAACCAAAAAGACCAGAAAGACCAGACUGUCUUUGUUCAGUUUACAAGAAAGAAAAGAUAUUUGAAUACACCCAUUGUUACGUUAGUGAGGAAGAGGGAGAGUGAAAGACAAGUGUGGUGCUGGUGUACUCUCUACAUGUACAAGGAACCAAGCCGUCAUCCUUACGUCAACAAUUCCCAGUGGACCAUUUCUGGUGUGAUGACAAAGGUGUUGGUUAUACAUGUAUCUUUUUGGACAACAGAUUGACAAGACAACAAUGUCAACCACACUAUCCACCAGAACCUUUUAUCCAAUGAGCAUAGUUGUUGUAGGUCUUCUGUGCUCAGUGUUAGCAUUUUUCAUUUACUUUGACCCUGAACAUUCUGAAUGUGCAUCCAGACAGCUUUCCUUGCAACAGGACAAUGGUUUAUUGUAUACUGAGAAGAAAGACAAACCCCUAGUGCUUCUGUGGUUCUGGCCACUUGGACGAACAUUUGACUUUAAUGACUGUAAAAAAUACUACAACAUUGAUAGUUGUGAGUUGACAGCCAACAGAUCCCUGUAUAAUAGAGCUGAUGGGGUCAUUGUGUUUCACAGAGAUAUUAGUUGGGACUUGAAAAACCUUCCCCCAUCUCCACGGCCCCCUUUUCAGAAAUGGAUCUGGUUUCACGUUGAAUCACCAACAAAUACAAAUAAAAUUCCAGGCUUGGAAAACCUCUUCAAUUUGACAAUGAGCUACAGACGAGAUGCUGACAUCACUGUGCGAAAUGAGUUGCUGCUUGUGAAAUCAAAGUCACAAAGUGAUUUUAAGAUGCCUGACAAAAAUAAACUUGUUUGCUGGAUUGUGACUAACAAUGAUCCAAGGACUGGCACAGGUACAAGAGCAAGAUACUACCAAGAGCUCAUCAAACAUGUAAAGGUGAAUGUUUAUGGUGUUGCUUUCACAGGGGUUCAUUUGGGGUAUGACGAAUAUUACUCAACCAUUGCUAGCUGCAAAUUUUAUCUUGCAUUUGAGAACUCACUUCACAAAGACUACAUCACAGAGAAGGUGAAUGGACCUCUGCUAGUAGGUACUGUUCCAGUUGUACUAGGCCCACCCAGACAGAACUACGAGGAGUUUAUUCCUGCUGAUUCAUUCAUACAUGUCAAUGACUUUCCUGAUGUGAAGGGUCUUGCUGACUUCCUUAUCCACUUAGAUAAGAAUGAUGAGAUGUAUAUGCGUUACUUCCAAUGGAGGAGUUACCUCAAUGCAAAAGCUCACCUCCUAACUCCUCAUGAUGAGUUCAUCCCACCCAUUUGUUUAGCCUGUGAUUAUAUGCCAAGAGACAAACACUACAGUGUUGUUCCUGACCUGUAUGAGUGGUACUUUCAAUAACUGAAUAAUUACUGUUGUACAAAUGACAAAUUUGUUUGGGAUAACAUACUUUUCACAAUUUUUUAAAUUUAUUUAUUUAUUUCAAGACAGGGACAGCGCACAAUUAAACACCUGUAUUCCCUGGGCAGGUUAUGGAAUGGUACAUAUAAAAAUUAGUAUAGGAAAGAAAAUAAAUUUGAAAAGAAAAUAAAUUGCUUAGUAAAAUAACAGAACAAGGCCAAUAAUGAUAAAGAGACAAUAUAUAAAAUAGAUAAAUAAAAA